AUGGACAAUUCGACAUCUUCAGUCAUCAACAACCUCAAGUUCACCAUUGCUAAGCAAGUUCGGUCUAUGAUUACUAUCCUUGCUGGGUUUAAUACUGCCAUGGCUUUGAUACUGGCAAUCAUCAUCUUUCGGAAUUGCUAUAAAGCGACAAAGCAAAAUGACCCGACUUUCCGUCUUCGUGCUUCCUUUUUCCACGUUAUAGACGUAUCGGAGAUAUUCCCGUUUGUCCUAUCCAUUGGCAUAGCGGUACAGGGGAUUAUCUACAUCGCUUGUCAGACCAAAGGCCUUGAAGGUUUGCUUAUACUUGGAUGCACGUCCAUUUCUCAGGCCAUGCUACUAGCCCUAUUUCUGGUACCGUAUAUCCAGCUUUUCUUUGGGCUGGAGACGGUUGUACAGGCGCUGAGGCCGCGGCCGUUUCCACGAACUUCUAAAUGGGCCAUAUUUGCCUGUCUCUUCCUUGUUCUCAUUGGAACAUUGGCCAUGUUCGUAUUAACGCGCGUCAUUGAGGCUCCCGAUUUUUGCUAUGCAUCUCUCUUCUGGUUUGUCCAAACCUGGAGACUCGAAUCAGCUAUUCUCCUGACUACAAUCGCUUGUAUCUUGAUCAUUGGGGCUGUCAUCAUAUUCGCUCGGCUACAUCAAGGUGCUUCAGUUGGCCAUGUUGAAAGGGCGGCCGCAUCCAGAAUGGUAUACUAUAUGAUUCUAGGCGCUAUAUUAAACGGGUUGACGGCUCCCUACUUCUUCAGCAUCUUGUCUCAAAACCCCAUGGCAUUAACGACUCUGCAAUUGGAUUUGAACAUGGUCUCUUCGGUGGCGAGCAACGUGUCGGGAAUCACCUUUGGCGCUCUCUAUCUAUUUCUUCGCUCCCGCAAGAUGCAAAAGACUGGACCGCUUGGACAUGUUGAGGUUGGUGGCCCACGAGAAAAGUCUAUUGAUUCUUGGCCUGGGUCGGACAUUUUCAACAGGCAAAUCGGACAGCCCGUCUCGCCGGCGAGAAUAGUCCAAUCGCGCGCAAGCACGACGAGGUCAGCAGCCAGCGAAGAAAAGAGAAGCAUUGACGGACAAGGCACAACAUUCCACGCAAUAUCUGACGGAGAUGCUGCUGACGGCUUUGAUUUGGUAAAUGUGCCUUUGACGCCGGUUAUGCCUCGAGCCCGGAAAGACUCUUAUAGCUUGUUUCCAAACCAACGGGAAACGCUCGACAUUAAAUCCCAGAGCACCACUAUUCUUCCCUCUACAACCUACUCGCCAACAAGAAGCAAUAGCAACGAGGCACUGGGCAAUCAGAUGUUUGACUUUGAAGACCUGUUACCGCCGCCUACAAUCCGCGUUUCAGGGGCUCCCAGACACAACCGCGACUCUUCUUUGGUCUCUGGUCUGACCGUCCAGAUUGGCCUCAGAGUAUCCAACCUCAGCGAC
Messenger RNA from Trichoderma atroviride IMI 206040, 1416 nucleotides. The record is from RefSeq and is a predicted model, not a curated record. Lineage: Eukaryota; Fungi; Ascomycota; Sordariomycetes; Hypocreales; Hypocreaceae.